Centropristis striata (black sea bass) is the source of this 6001-nucleotide messenger RNA. RefSeq names its product N-acetylglucosaminidase, alpha (gene naglu). The record is from RefSeq and is a predicted model, not a curated record. The transcript has 6 exons. Bases 278 to 2533 code for a protein of 751 amino acids. NCBI's taxonomy places the organism in Eukaryota, Metazoa, Chordata, Actinopteri, Perciformes, Serranidae.
GUUGAAAUCAGACCACUUUGAACCAUAGACUGUAUAUAAAUGACAUGAACAUUACCAUCACAUGACAGGCUGAUCACAUGACUGACUGGCUUCUCAUAGGAAUUGGGUUAAUGGGAAUGUCCUCCUCUGAUUGGUUGUGAGUUAUAAUCGAGGCAGCAGCUUUCUCUCUGAUUGGCCAGUAAACCAAAGCUUCCUGGUUGUCUGCAAAUGGAGAAAUAAACUUGUUUUUAAACCUGUGCUACGGUGGGAAACUGGCUUCAUUUAACUGGGGAUCAACAUGUCUCAGAGGAGAGGCUGUAGCCUGGCUCUGGCCAUCUUCUUCUGUCUUUUCGUCACUGCCUGCUGUAAGUUUCCUUCUCUGGACCACAUCAAACCCAAAGCCAGCGACAAGGCGCAGGGGAGAGCCGUGAUCGAGCUGCUGAAGCGCCUGAUCGGGACCAGGUCUACGGAGUUCAUAGUGUCAGUCAACAGGAGCCUGUCCAACGACAGCCUGGAUGUGUGUGAGCUCAGGUCCACGAAGAACAACAAGGUGGUCGCUACAGGCAGCAGCGGAGUGGCCGUGGCUUCUGGCAUCUACAAUUAUUUAAAGUAUUUCUGCAACUGCCAUGUUUCCUGGUCCGGGGACCAGCUGGCUCUGCCCCGGCCCCUGCCGAGGCUCACCGGGGUCCUGCGGAUCAACACCCAGCACAGAUUCCGGUAUUACCAGAAUGUUUGCACUGUUAGCUACUCCUCUGUAUGGUGGGACUGGCCAAGAUGGGAGAGAGAGAUCGACUGGAUGGCACUCAAUGGAAUCAAUCUGCCAUUGGCUUUCACUGGACAAGAAGCCCUGUGGCAAGAGGUUUACCGAGCUCUUGGGUUAAACCAGUCGGAGAUCGAAGAGUUCUUCUCUGGCCCGGCAUUUCUUGCCUGGAAUCGUAUGGGAAACGUUUUUGAGUUUGGUGGACCUCUGCCACAGUCCUGGCAUGUGAACCAGCUCUACCUCCAGUUUAAAAUUUUAGAGCGAAUGAGGUCCUUUGGCAUGAUUCCUGUGCUGCCGGCCUUCUCUGGGAACAUUCCUAAAGGGAUCGUCAGGUUGUAUCCAGAAGCCAAUGUCACCAAACUGGGACCAUGGGCUCACUUCAACUGCAGCUUCUCAUGCUCCUAUAUCUUAGACCCUCGUGACCCACUUUUUCUCCAGAUUGGUUCCCUCUAUCUGUCCCAGGUGGUGAAGCAGUUUGGUACUGAUCACAUCUACAAUACUGACACCUUCAACGAGAUGACUCCCCCUUCCUCUGACCUCGCCUAUCUGUCUGCAGUCAGUCGCUCAGUCUUUGCUUCAAUGACCGCAGUUGAUCCUCAGGCAAUUUGGCUGAUGCAAGGCUGGCUGUUCUUCAGUGACGCAGCAUUCUGGAAGCCGGCCCAGAUCCAGGCCCUACUACACGGAGUGCCCCUUGGGAGAAUGAUAGUGCUGGACCUGUUUGCAGAGACCGAGCCAAUUUUCUCCUACACCGAGUCUUUCUAUGGACAGCCCUUCAUCUGGUGCAUGCUGCAGAACUUUGGAGGCAACAGUGGGUUCUUUGGUACAGUGGAGAGCAUCAAUUCAGGGCCCUUCACAGCCUUACAUUUCCCAAACUCCACCCUGGUGGGUAUAGGCAUGACACCUGAGGGCAUUGAGCAGAAUCCUGUGAUGUUUGAGUUGAUGAGCGAGCUGGCUUGGCGCAAGGAGCCAGUCAACCUGUCCAAGUGGGCUUCGCUGUAUGCGGUACGCCGCUACGGCAGCACUCAGGAGAACCUGACUGCUGCAUGGAGGCUCCUGUUCACCAGUGUGUACAACUGCACAGUGCCACACUACAAAAACCACAACCAUAGCCCACUGGUUCGCCGGCCUUCCUUUCACAUGAACUGUGAUCUUUGGUAUGACCCGGCUGAUUUGUACAAAGCCUGGAAACUGAUUAUUGAAGCAGCUCCAUCUCUCAUAUCCAAGGAGACUUUCCGGUACGAUCUUGUGGAUGUGACUCGGCAGGUCCUUCAAGUCUUGACAACUUCUUUUUACCAGGAAAUCGUAGAUGCCUUCCAUAAACAAAAGCUGCCAGAGCUGCUGACUGCAGGCGGGGUGCUGGUUUAUGACCUCCUGCCUGAGCUAAAUCGUUUGCUGAAUAGUGACGCCAACUUCCUGUUGGGGACAUGGCUGGACAGGGCUCGAUCCAUGGCCCUUGAUGAAAAGGAGGCACAGUUGUAUGACAUGAAUGCCAGAAACCAGCUCACUCUAUGGGGUCCUAGUGGUGAGAUCUUGGACUACGCCAACAAAGAGUGGGGAGGCCUUAUGGAGGACUACUAUGCGCAGCGAUGGGGCCUUUUUGUUCACACCCUGGUUGAGUGUCUGGACAGCGGACGACCAUUCAAGCAGGACGCCUUCAACCAGGCAGUUUUCCAGAUAGAAAAGGGAUUUAUUUACAACGGCCGAAAGUACCCGACCAAGCCUCAGGGAGACACAUACGAGAUUGCCCGCAGGAUCUUCCUCAAGUACUAUCCACAGGCCUUGAAGAGACUAUAGUCAGCAAAGAUUAUAUUUUAGAAAAAACUUGUCUCAAGUCGCAGCAAGAAGAAUGUCUUCCUGUUUUCCAUGGCUAUCCAAAAACAUUUUGAUGUAGAAAAUCUGACCGAACAUUCUGUUUUGCACAUUUAGUAAAAUCAGUAAUUAGAUAGUUGCACAUGGAGUAGGGUGAAAAAGGGAUUUUCACUUUACAUUCACACUGAUCAAAUAUCCAAUCAUAUAAAAGAGAAGGACAGUAGAACAUUAAGACAUUUUAAUGACUUGCAUUAGACUGUGUGGAGGUGUUGAUUAGCUGUGGUAUUUAAUGUGCCUCUCUUUGUACUUUUUUUAUUUUAUUCCACUUCUCUUAAAAAAUUUUUGGAAAUACCCAUAUUCACUUUCCCAAUGUACGAUUAGAAAGAUUAGGAUCUCAUGUCUGUGUGUUAGGUACAGAGCUGGAGUGAGGAUGUGGUUAACCUAGCUUAGCAUAAAGAUUGUUUGCAGUGGAAAUGACUCUGUCCAAAGCAAAAACAAGACUAAAGCUGGGUUAGACAUAUUUUAAGUUAUGUCCCACCCUCUAACACUUCUUGCAUAUUAGGUUGACCAGUGAAAGAGCAGUGCAAGCUGGCCGCGAAGCUCCAUGGCGGUAGUAUCGCCAUCUGGUCAAUUUUCUCCAUUAGAGGAAACCUCAGUAAGCCUUCAGACUCAGAUGAGGAGUGUGACCAAAGUUAUCGACAAGGAGACUUAUCAGAAUGGCUAGGGUAGUUAGCAUCUUUUAGCUUGUUAUUGUUGUUUGUUAGCUUGUAACUGGCAGUGGCUGAAACAGCGUUAGUAGUUGUGACACAUAAAAUAAUGUCUGCUGUGGUGUUACAGUGUGUUUUAGCUCUCAGUAAUGAUUGUUUUUGUAGAAGGGACAUACUAAUUGAGCUUGCCCAGGAGAUGUUUGAAUAAAAUUGGACAGAUUUUAAGUAAUUGCACAGGUAGUUAAGUAAGUAAUACAGGUCAGUCAGACAUUUAAAGGGGCUAUAAAAUAAGCAUGUUAUUGAGUGGAGGGGGACUUGAACAAUGUAUACUGUUUAACCUGCACACCUAGAGAAAUAUAACAAGACUAGGUCAAAACCUAUUAUACGGCUGGUCACGUUUGGUCAAUGCAAUUUUGCGGCCAAUGUGUUACAGGAAUAUUAAAUGGUAGUGCAUUGCACAGUUUUUGCGGGCAAGAAGCCUGCAGCUGUAGGCAGCAAAAGAACCUUGGUCUUGAGUUUUAUUAUUUACGAACAACUAGAUAUCUGUUCAUGGCGUGAAAUACCCUUGAAAUGAAAUGAGUAAAGUCAAAGCUCUGUCCUUAUGAGGCCAAUGAUAACGUGUUUGAAAACAGGCAAACGUAGAAGAGGACAGCGGACGAGCAGCCUCGAGUAGCCCUGCCCCCUGAACAAAGUAUGGACACUCAGGGUGCUUUCACACCAACAGCAGUUGGUGCGCACCAAACAGUCCAUUCGAACCAAAAGCUCUUAGUUCGGUUCAUUUUCGUCGGUGUUAAAGCAUCAAUCACACUCGGGUGCGCACUAAAUCAAGUGGACCGAGACCUCCAAAAAGAGGUGGUCUUGGUCUGCUUGAUUCCGCACCAAAUGCCAACCUCUGGUGCGUACCCUCUGGUGAGAACGCAAACCUGGACCAACUCAGGUCUAAACAAACUAUUCGAAAUGCAUCAAUGCUUAAUUUGCGUGCUGCGUGGAUAUUCCCCUACAUUCAUUCAGCAGCGGUGCAAAUCGAAACCUAUCAACACAUAGCUAAUUUGAAUAUUCAAAUUAGCCAUGUGUCAGGAAAAUGUAACCAAUGAAAUUACUUAUUUGACACAGCGGAUCCAGUACAUCCGAAGGUUGUUCUCCAGCUGCAGCCCCAAAUAAUUCCGGAACUGAAUAUUUUGCCAGAAAUGGGUAAUGUUGACUAUAUAAAAAGCAAGUACCAGCGCAAGAAACGGUGAACGAACGUGUCGCUCCAUUGUGAAAGUUUAAAUUGGCGCUUAUUUCCACCAGAAGAUGAUGAAACGUGGUUCGUUUGCAUGUCUGUAUGCUACAAUGUAACAAUUUUACUGCCUGGUGCGGACCAAAUAAUCGAACUAGCGGUGUGAAAGCACCCUCAGUCAGUCACAUACAGACCCAUGUGUAGGGCUGACCUCUGUUUUCAGCCAAAACUGACUGACGUUUGAUUUGUUAUUCUGUUAUGUUAUAGGUAGAGUUAAAUGGUGGAAUGUUUUGAUAAACAGUGUAUCCACCUGGACUGCACCUCUGUGCUCUAGCCCAGAUUGCCAGAUACACUCACUAAACACAGGUCUUGGUUUUGGUCUCUGUACAGACACAAUGAUACCAAACAUGGUGACCUCACUGUGACAAGAAGACUUCUAGAAGCUGCUCACAGUCACUGUGUUUGGCUGGCAGUCACUCAAAUGUAAAAAUACUUAUGGUUUUAGGGGGAGUUUAAUGCUCAAUCAGUGUUAUCAGUUCAUGUGGAGGUUAAACAAGUGGGAUACCAUUCUGCUUCAUGUUUAUGCUAAGCAAGGCCAACCGCCUCCUGACUCCAGUUCUGUACUUAUCACACAGAUAUGAGAUUUAUAUCCAUCUGAACACCUCGGUCGCAAAUAAGCAACCACAUGUUUUACUAGACCUUUAAAUCACAGGUACUACACUAUGGCUGCAUAUGGUCAUUUAAAUGUUUGACCUCCAGGGAACCUUUUGCCAUUAUUGAAAUGGUGUUUUCAAAUGCUAACACUAUCAUGCCUCAGUUUGAAGCUAUUUUGAAUGUUGUGCCUUAUUGUUCUAUUGAACUUGUUCUAUUGCAACAGAACAAGUGGCUAGUAGCAUAGUUACCAAACAAACAGUGUGGAUGUCUUUGAUAUUGCAUAACAAUUUUCUACCCAAUUUACAAUUUCAUGCUUAUAUGGUCAGUGAGACUGGACGUUUACACGGCAAGUUUUUGUAAAGGUUUUAUGAACAGAGGGAUUUGUUUAAUGCUGGAAAACUGCUAGGACAAAAUAGACUCAUGGUGCGCCUUAGCAGAUAACUGCAUGCCUUGUCUCUGGAUGUUUUUUCCUUUUAAAAAUUAUAUUUUUAUAUGAAAAUUCCUAGCUAGCACCUAACUGAGACAUUUUACAUGUGCAUCAAUCACUUUCUGAAAAAUAUUGUCUAUUUAUACGAGGCACAUUAGUUUUAUUCUGGAUGAGAUUUUUCUUUUUUGAUGAAUGUAGAUUUAGUUAAGGCGUCUAAAUAUUUGGGAGAACAAUGAUGAUUUUUGUAGUGUUUUAGCCAUCACUACAUGAGCACAACUUACGUUCAUAUUGUGGCAACAAACGUUCCACAUUGAAACGUAUAGGGUUCUGUAUUGUAUAAAUGCUAUUUUUGUAUUUUGAUGAAUUCAACUGUUGUGAUUCUUCAUCUCAGGCAUGUCAUAAAAGUCUUAUGACUAUGUGACUAAUAAUACAAUGAUUUUAUUCUC